CACUGCAUCCUUGUCUCUUCUCUUUGUCCUACAAAGACUGACAUGAGAGAACUGAGAAACCAAAAAGGGUAUUUGAAAAAAAAAAAACAAAGCCAUUUUCUUCUAGGCUGAAACUCUGAGAAACUGAAACCCCAAAAGUACAGGCUUCCAUUAUGUUCAACCUUUGUCUCUUGUUUUUCUUCAUCCUCUUCACAAUCCAAUGUUGUUUCAGUGAGAAGACUGAGCUGAAAGCAUUAAUGGAUGUCAAAGCUGCUUUAGACCCAGAUGAUAAAUAUCUAUCUUCAUGGACUUUCAAAGGCGAACCUUGUGAUGGUUCCUUCGAAGGCCUAGCGUGCAACGACGAAGGCCAAGUCGCCAACAUUUCUUUGCAAGGCAAAGGGUUGUCCGGCAAACUCUCGCCGGCGAUUGCCGAGCUCAAGCACUUGACGGGGCUUUACAUGCAUUACAACGCUUUGUACGGUGAAAUCCCUAGAGAAAUAGCUAACUUGACUUUGCUCACUGAUUUGUAUUUGAAUAUGAAUAAUCUCUCCGGUGAGAUUCCUCCUGAGAUUUCUGAUAUGGGUAACUUACAAGUGUUGCAGCUGUGUUAUAACCGGUUGACAGGAAGCAUACCCACAAAGCUGGGAUCUUUGAAGAGGCUUAAUGUUCUUGCUUUGCAGUCCAACCAGCUUACUGGUGCAAUCCCAGCAAGUUUAGGGGAUUUGGGUACUUUAAUGAGGCUUGAUUUGAGUUUCAAUAGUCUCUUUGGUUCAAUCCCCAUGAAACUAGCUGAUGCUCCUCUACUUGAAGUUCUGGACAUUCGUAAUAAUUCGCUUUCUGGCAAUGUUCCUCUAGCUCUCAAAAGACUAAAUGAUGGUUUCCUGUUUCAAAACAAUUUCGGUUUAUGCGGGUCGGGUUUUCCGUCGCUGAACCCCUGUAAUGCCACCGGUGGAAUUAAUCCGAGCAUACCCGAGGCGUAUGGGGCGACUGGUCUUUCUAGGGAAAUGCCAGAGACAACAAAUCUGAGGUUAUGUGAGAAAACUAAGUGCUCCAAACCGCCGAAAUCUCGAAAGGGUCCUAUUUUUGCUGGCCUAUUUGUUGCCACGGUUGUAUUAUCGGCUACAGGGUUCUUCACAUUUAAGCAAUAUCGUCACCGAAAAGCAAAGCUCGGUAAACUGAUCAAUGUUUCUGAUAGCUGCCUUAGCACCGAUCAAGCCAAGGGAGUUUACAGGAAGAAUGGCUCACCACUUGCUAGCCUUGAGUAUGCUAAUGGUUGGGAUCCUUUGGAUGGCAGGAAUUUCAAUGGAUUAACCCAAGAUGCCCUUAAGAGCUUUAGGUUCAACUUAGAAGAGGUCGAGACAGCUACUCAGUACUUUUCGGAGGUAAAUUUAGUUGGGAAGAGUAACUUUUACGCGACCUAUAAAGGGUACUUGAGGGAUGGAUCCGCUGCUGUGAUUAAAAGGAUUAGCAAAAUGAGUUGCAAAUCGGAUGAUGCAGAGUUCUUGAAGGGAUUGAAUGUUUUGGCUUCGUUGAAGCACGAUAAUUUGGUGCAGUUGAGAGGUUUCUGUUGCUCCAAGGCCAGGGGAGAGUGCUUUCUUGUUUACGAUUUCGUCCCCAACGGGAAUUUGCUGAGCUAUCUUGAUGUGAAGGUUGGAGAUGGCAUGGUACUGGAUUGGUCCACUAGAGUUUCCAUUGUUAAAGGCAUAGCCGAAGGGAUAGCAUACUUGCAUGAGUACAGAGUGAACAAACCUGCCCUCGUUCACCAAAACAUUUCGGCCGAAAAUGUGCUCAUCGAUCAACGGUUCAAUCCGCUUCUUUCGGAUUCCGGCUUGAACAACAUCCUUACCAUCGACAUCGUCUUCGGAGCACUCAAGGCCAGUGCUGCCAUGGGUUACCUAGCUCCUGAAUAUGCUAAUACUGGUCGUUUCACCGAGAAGAGUGACGUUUAUGCAUUCGGGGUAGUUGUUUUCCAAGUCCUCUCAGGGAAGCAAAAGAUCACCAGCUUGGUACAUUUAGGAGCCGAAUCUUGUUGCAGGUUCCAAGACUUUAUUGAUCCUAACCUCCACGGUAGGUUCUUCGAAUACGAAGCGGCUAAACUAGCGAGAAUUGCGUUGCUUUGCACUCACGACUCUCCUAUUGAAAGACCGUCUAUGGAAGAAGUGGUCCAAGAACUUGGCAACUGUAGUAGCCGUCUCUAGUUUCAUAUGGUUCCACAAGGUUUUUAACGGUGAUGGUGUUGUCACUAACUACUCGCUGGGGAUGAAUGGGACAUGCUUUAAAUUGUUGUGUCCUCUUGCCAGGACUAUGCCUUAAGGAUUCUGUGCAUUGUUGUACCGUACUAAUGGGAUUUUCAUGUGAAUUCGACAUCAGUUCUUUGG
Molecule: messenger RNA, 2357 nt
Organism: Hibiscus syriacus
Lineage: Eukaryota; Viridiplantae; Streptophyta; Magnoliopsida; Malvales; Malvaceae
Product: probable LRR receptor-like serine/threonine-protein kinase At5g45780
Exons: 4
Coding region: 153-2177 (674 amino acids)
Biological process (GO): protein phosphorylation
Molecular function (GO): ATP binding; protein kinase activity; protein binding
Source: RefSeq, a predicted model, not a curated record